CAUUUUAUCUUAUGUAAUGGUAAAAUGGAGUUAUUCUUCAACUCAAUUCUAUGUUUGAUGAAUGUGCAAAUCAACAAACUUAGCAGUUGAGCCUUCUGGUGGUAGUAGAUUUCUCAAUCAACAAUAAAUCUAUUCCCGAAUUGAAAACACGUGUAACACACGUUUAUUAUUCAAACUAUAAUGGUACAAAAACAUGUUGUAUAGUUGGUGUUUUAGUAUAAGAAAAAGGUUAUUGUCUUUUUUUUUUGUUUGAAAUGAACAUGACAUGAAAAGUUAAAUAAGAGUUUGGAUUUGACAAAUAACUAAAUUUCUAUUUUAUUUAUGUAUAAUUUUAUUCAAACAUUUGUAAAUGCUUAUUGAAACAAAAAAAAAUUUUGUUGUUAAUAAUUAUGUUAUCAACAAAAAUAUAUAAUACUAUAUGUAUUUGUGAUUUCUAAUAUAAUUUAUUUAGAAAUUAGACUAUCACUUUUAAAAUUGAAUCGGAUGUCACCAAUAAAGUUAAAAAUACAACGGUUAGAGGUUAGGUGUUAACGGGUCGUUUGGAUGCAUCAUUUUGGUUCUAUGGUAUUUCGAAUUCAAAUGAUGCAUUGUUUUGCUAUGUGGCAUUUCAUGUGGUAUUUCAUUUUGAAAUGUGGUAAUUGGUGUAAUUGUCUUGUUUGGAUAAAACAUUCAAAUAUUGUGGUAUUUCACACUUAAAGAAGGGAUGAAGUGGAAAAAGAAGUUGGCAGAUGGGGUAUUUGAAAUAACUAGGGGGUUGGUAGGUAUUUCAAAUAACUCACAAUGAGUUAUUUCAAUUGACUCAUAGACAAAAUACCACAUUCUACUUUAUUUUUGCCAAACGAGUUAUUUUGAUUGAAAUACCUCAUUCUGAGUUAUUUCGACCAAAUUAGCUCAUCAAAAUACUGCAUCCAAACGAACCUAAGGGGUCGUUUACUUCAAGGAUUUUAUAACGAGGGUUUUGUCAUGGAUUUGCUAAUUAAAAAUCUUGGGAUUUAUUAGGGAUUUUGGUCAUUAUGGAUUUGAGGAAAUCCUUUGUUUGUUGAGCUAUUUUUAUCAUGGAUUUGAUGAGGUAGGCAUGGUUUUUCAACUUGUCUCCAAAUCUCAGGGUAUGAGGUGGGAUUUAUAAAACCGUGGGGCCAUGGAUUUGGAGCUAAAAAACCCAAAUCCGUGGGGCCCACAAAUUUAUCUAAACAUUUUUUGACAAAGCAAAAAACGGAUUUUGUCUAAAUCCAUGAUGGUUGAUUUUUUGGUACCAAAUCCAUGAUGCAAAUCAUUAGAGCAAACGACACCUAAAUUCAUUUGAAUACGUCAGACAACAAAUUGAAGCUAGUGAUUUAAGAAACCAACAAAACAAUGGCAGCAAAAAAGUGGGUUUAUUUUUCCUUUGUCGAAACGAAAAAGCCCAUCGACCUCCGUCGGCCUGUUGGUCUUACAUGGCGGUCGGGCCAACGAGAGUGUGCCAUUCCUUUUCCUGUGUGUAAUUGGGUUUCCUUACUGGUCUUUGUAUUCGGACUAUCCUAUUUAAAGGGUCUUUCGGAUCGCUCUCCUCUCCUCAAUCAACUCCACAAACAAAGCUAAUUAGGUCGCGGAGAUUUUGCAGCUAUGGCGAAAAAAAGCACUAGAGGAGAGCUCCUUUUCAAGAGGAACUAUGAUCCGGACUAUGAUUCGGAUGAGGGAUUGCUCCAGUACAGCUACAGUUAUCGAGCGGCUGCAGCAAAGACGACUGGGGAUAGCGAUCUGUGUUUCAGGAAGCUGGCAAAGACGGACAUCUUAAUAUCCCCUGCCGAGGCGAAGAGGAAGUAUACGAAUGAUGACGACCCGGACUAUGUUUCAGAUGAGGAAUUACUCAAGUACACCUACCAUUAUCGAGCGGCUGCAGCGAAGACGACUGGGGAUGUCGAUCUGAGUUUUGGGCAGUCAAAGAUCCGCGCCGCCUUGCUGACGAAUAGAUGGUCGACGGAUCGGAAGCCGAUUAAUGAGGAGAAGUAGUACCUGGAAUGAAGAUCUGCAGCAGAAGAUCACGGGGAUUUCUCUAUAUAUGGGUUUGGGGGCUUUGAUUUUUGGGGUUUAUAUAUGAGUUUUCGUACAAGCAUAAUGUUUGAAUGUUCUGUUUAGGUUUUCAUAAUUGUUUUGUUCUUCCUAUUAUUACUAGUUUUGUGCCCAUGUAUUAAUAUUUUGUUGUUGUUAUUUUUUAACGGCGGCAGGCUGAUAUUGUAUAUAUUUAUUAGGGUUAAUAUAGUUGUAUGAUCCGAACUUUUCACAUAUUAAACAUCCUGACAAAUCUUAUCGACUUAAAAGUCACGAAAUUGUCCAAACCCGCGAUUUUGACCGUUAUCUUGGACGGUCAAACUCGUUGAUUAACGGCCAAUGCGCCACAUCACUGCCAAGUCAGAACACACCACUUAAAAUCUCGGGUUGACCGUUAGUCAAAAUGUUUGACCGUCCAAGAUAACAGAAUUUCGAUGCAUAGUUGAGACCAUGAAGUUAUAGAUCGAAAAGAUUGGCCAUGAUGUUUAAUAUGUGAAAAGUUUGGGUUAUACAAAUAUAUUAACCCUAUUUAUUCAGAUUAAAUAUUAUUUAAACUAUAUUGUGUGAUAAUAGGGCCGCCAUAUGUUGUUUGAGUGUUGCUAGGAGCAACGAUCAUGUAAAACUAUAAGAGUAAUAUGUUCAUCACUAUUUUGAAGACCAUAUUCACGAUCAUCUACUCUUUGAUUGGCCAUCAAAAUUUUAUGAUGUACAUAACUUUUCAUUGAUUUCAUGCAUCCGCAUGUUUCAUCCAAAUAUUGUGUGUCUAUUUUUUUCCCCAGACUCAUGAAGAAAAAAUCAUGCACAUUAUUUUAAUUAUCAUAUGUAAUGAUCGAAUCAGAGUCAUUUCAACUUAUUUCUCCUUUUGAUGAAUGUAUAACUACCCUAAUUUAGAAGUUGAACAUUCUAGUGGUAGUAGAGUUCUUAAUAGAUGGUAAAUUUGUCUUGUAAUUGAUACCUAUAACCCUUGCCCAUCAUUCAAAUAAUGAUCUAUCUUGUCACUCAUAUAUCAUUGUAAAUCCUAGUUUACUCUCAAAAAUAUUUUGCAACUUCGAUAUUUCUUACUAACAAAACCAAUUGGAAUUGAGACGUGACCAAUAUUGUGGUUCAUAGAACUAAAUCUAUGAUAUCAUUAUAGAGCAUUAUGUACACUUGAACCUUACCAUUUUAUCACAUGUAAUGGUAAAAUGGAGUUGUUCUUCAACUCAAUUCUAUGUUUGAUGAAUGUGCAAAUCAACAAACUUAGCAGUUGAACCUUCUGGUGGUUGUAGAUUUCUCAAUCAACUAUAAAUCUAUUCCCGAAUUGAAAACACGUAUAACACGUGUUCAUUAUUCAAACUAUAAUGGUACAAAAACAUGUUGUAUCAUUAUUGUAUUAGUAUAAGAAAAGGGUUAUUGUCUU
This is a messenger RNA of Linum trigynum, 3427 nucleotides long. The record is from the annotation of a GenBank genome assembly. NCBI's taxonomy places the organism in Eukaryota, Viridiplantae, Streptophyta, Magnoliopsida, Malpighiales, Linaceae.